AUGAAAAAAGUUGGUGGACCAGAGGGCAUUCUGCAGAAUGGGGCCGUGGAUGACAGCGUGGCCAAGACCAGCCAGUUGUUGGCUGAGUUGAACUUUGAAGAAGAUGAAGAAGAUACUUACUACACGAAGGAUCUCCCUGUGCAUGCCUGCAGUUACUGCGGAAUACACGAUCCUGCUUGCGUGGUUUACUGUAACACCAGCAAGAAGUGGUUCUGUAACGGGCGUGGAAAUACUUCUGGCAGCCACAUUGUAAAUCACCUCGUGAGGGCAAAAUGCAAAGAGGUGACUCUGCACAAGGAUGGGCCCCUGGGGGAGACAGUUCUGGAGUGCUACAACUGUGGCUGCCGAAAUGUCUUCCUCCUCGGCUUCAUCCCUGCCAAGGCCGACUCGGUGGUGGUGCUGCUGUGCAGGCAGCCCUGUGCCAGUCAGAGCAGCCUCAAGGACAUCAACUGGGACAGCUCCCAGUGGCAGCCCCUGAUCCAGGACCGUUGCUUCCUCUCUUGGCUGGUCAAGAUCCCUUCUGAGCAGGAGCAGCUGCGGGCCCGGCAGAUCACCGCCCAGCAGAUCAACAAGCUGGAGGAGCUCUGGAAGGAAAACCCUUCUGCCACCUUGGAGGACCUGGAGAAGCCAGGCGUGGACGAGGAGCCGCAGCACGUCCUCCUGCGGUAUGAGGACGCCUACCAGUACCAGAACAUAUUCGGCCCUCUGGUCAAGCUGGAGGCCGACUACGAUAAGAAACUGAAAGAGUCCCAGACUCAAGAUAACAUCACGGUCAGGUGGGACCUGGGCCUUAACAAGAAGAGAAUCGCCUACUUCACUUUGCCCAAGACUGACUCUGACAUGCGGCUCAUGCAGGGGGAUGAGAUAUGCCUGAGGUACAAAGGGGAUCUGGCACCCCUGUGGAAAGGGAUCGGCCACGUCAUCAAGGUCCCUGAUAAUUAUGGCGAUGAGAUCGCCAUUGAGCUUCGGAGCAGUGUGGGUGCGCCCGUGGAGGUGACUCACAACUUCCAGGUGGAUUUCGUGUGGAAGUCAACCUCGUUUGAUAGGAUGCAGAGUGCGCUGAAAACGUUUGCUGUGGAUGAGACCUCUGUCUCGGGCUACAUCUACCACAAGCUGCUCGGGCACGAGGUGGAGGAUGUGAUCAUCAAGUGCCAGCUGCCGAAGCGCUUCACGGCACAGGGGCUCCCCGACCUCAACCAUUCGCAGGUUUAUGCUGUCAAGACUGUGCUGCAGAGACCGCUGAGCCUGAUCCAGGGACCACCAGGCACGGGGAAGACGGUGACCUCUGCCACCAUCGUCUACCACCUUGCUCGGCAGGGCAACGGGCCUGUGCUCGUCUGUGCUCCGAGUAACAUAGCUGUGGAUCAGCUGACUGAGAAGAUCCACCAGACUGGGCUGAAAGUCGUGCGGCUCUGCGCGAAGAGCCGCGAGGCCAUUGACUCCCCAGUGUCCUUCCUGGCCCUGCACAACCAGAUCAGGAAUAUGGAUAGCAUGCCGGAGCUGCAGAAGCUACAGCAGCUGAAGGACGAGACGGGGGAGCUGUCCUCUGCUGACGAGAAGCGGUACCGGGCCCUGAAGCGCACCGCCGAGAGGGAGCUGCUCAUGAAUGCAGAUGUCAUCUGCUGCACGUGUGUGGGUGCAGGGGACCCGAGGCUCGCCAAGAUGCAGUUCCGUUCCAUUUUAAUUGAUGAGAGCACCCAGGCUACCGAACCAGAGUGCAUGGUCCCUGUGGUCCUUGGCGCCAAGCAGCUCAUCCUCGUGGGUGACCACUGUCAGCUGGGCCCUGUGGUGAUGUGCAAGAAGGCAGCCAAGGCCGGACUAUCUCAGUCACUCUUCGAGCGCCUGGUGGUGCUGGGCAUCCGUCCCAUCCGCCUGCAGGUCCAGUAUCGGAUGCACCCUGCGCUCAGCGCCUUCCCAUCCAACAUCUUCUACGAGGGCUCUCUCCAGAAUGGCGUCACGGCAGGUAGUGCUCAGCCCAGAGUGGGGGGCCUGGAGGGAGUGCAGCCUGGGGAGGUGAAACCUGUUGUCACGGCCUAAGCGGCUUACAUGGUGAUCACUUACGUGUAGGGGGGACCUCAGAGAGGUACAGUGGUCUGCAGGACGGCAUGUCCACUCUGGAGUGUGGGACGUCCUUGGCCCGUGGGCAAGGGGGAGCUUGUCCUUGUAAAAUGCAGGGUCACUCCAUGAGAAUUCACGCUGGGGGCCUGUCACACGGUGGACAGAACAGGAGGUGGCUGAGCUGACCGUGCCUCCACUCCUCACUCCGGUGCUCUCAUACCCCGGGCCCUGGGGCUUCACAGGACUGAGGCCAGAACUACUCUCAUAGUAACACUGAGGGAUCGUGUGCCCUUUUGCCAUGCGGACGCUCGUGCUGAGGGUACAGAAACAACCCUGGAGGGCUGGCUGGUGCCUCGACAUGAGUGGGGACAGUGCUGCCGGACUGCCAUGUGUCGUCACCACCACAUGCUUGCAGCAGGCAAGACCCUGAAUGCAUCAGUGGAGAGUACUCACUUUACUAACCCCUUGGGUGCCCAUCCGGAUGACCCUGUGUGUGAUGAGGUAGGGAGUUCUGAGACACUUGAAGGGUGUGGUAGGUGCUUUUAAAAGGAUUCAGGGACACAGUAUGGUCGGUCAUUCAGACUGGGGUUGAGUUCAGCAGUGCUUUGCCAGAAAUGAUCAAAGUGAGUCAGCCCAUGGCUUCAAGGAAAACAAUUGACAGUAUUUAUCUCCAGUGAUAAAACCUGAGGAUUCAAAAUGAAAAUCAGAAUUUUGGAAAACUCAUGUCCCUAAUCUGGGCUGACCAAGUCUUUCCAAUGCUGAGUGGCUUUUCUGGUGGGAUCUGUUGUGGUGACAAAUGUCCGUGAGGCGUGCGAGUCUUUGGGAGCUCUGCCAGACUUGGUGAGCAAGUACUUCCCAUUCUGAUGGCCAGCAAGGGCAUUACAAAGUCAGAGGCCGUCCCAAAGGCAGGGCAGAAGAGAGAAGCCAGCAUCACGAACCUGCAGGGUGACCUCCUGUCCAGCUUUGGUCUGGAAUCGGUUAAAACCCCACGAUUGUGGGGAAAGUUAUAAAACACUCUUCCCUUUUCCAACUAUGUGCAUCUGUGACGCCCGAUCGUCCUACUGCAAGGGCUGAUGGGAGACUGAGCACAGAAGCAGAGUCAGCCACGUCGCUGAGUUGCAGAAACUCAAGAGAUACAUAUUUUAGUGGGAAAUGUUAUUUAUUUAUUUUUUAAAGAUUUAUUUAUUUGAGAGAGCGAGAAUGAGAGAGAG
Messenger RNA from Leptonychotes weddellii (Weddell seal), 3269 nucleotides. The record is from RefSeq and is a predicted model, not a curated record. NCBI's taxonomy places the organism in Eukaryota, Metazoa, Chordata, Mammalia, Carnivora, Phocidae.